AUGCUCUCUCUCUCUCUACCUCUGUCCUAUGCUUUGUCUCUCUCUCUCCGCCUCUGUCCUAUGCUUUGUCUCUCUCCACCUCUGUCCUAUGCUUUGUCUCUCUGCACCUCUGUCCUAUGCAUUGUGUCUCUCUCUCUCUCUCUCCACCUCUGUCCUAUGCAUUGUCUCUCUCUCUCUCCACCUCUGUCCUAUGCUUUGUCUCUCUCUCCCUCCACCUCUGUCCUAUGCUUUGUCUCUCUCUCCCUCCACCUCUGUCCUAUGCUUUGUCUCUCUCUCUUUCUCUCUCUCUCCACCUCUGUCCUAUGCUUUGUCUCUCUCUCUUUCUCUCUCUCUCCACCUCUGUCCUAUGCUUUGUCUCUCUCUCUCUCUCCCUCCACCUCUGUCCUAUGCUUUGUCUCUCUCUCUCUCUCCCUCCACCUCUGUCCUAUGCUUUGUCUCUCUCUCUCUCUCCCUCCACCUCUGUCCUAUGCUUUUUCUCUCUCUCUCUCCUCCACCUCUGUCCUAUGCUUUGUCUCUCUCUCCCUCCACCUCUGUUCUAUGCUUUGUCUCUCUCUCUUUCUCUCUCCCUCCGCCUCUGUCCUAUGCUUUGUCUCUCUCUCUCUCUCUCCGCCUCUGUCCUUUGCUUUGUCUCUCUCUCUCUCUCUCCCUCCGCCUCUGUCCCAUGCUUUGUCUCUCUCUCUCUCCCUCCGCCUCUGUCCCAUGCAUUGGCUCUCUCUCUCUCUCUCUCUCUCCCUCCGCCUCUGUCCUAUGCUUUGGCUCUCUCUCUCUCUCCCUCCCUUCGCCUCUGUCCUAUGCUUUGUCUCUCUCCGCCUCUGUCCUAUGCUUUGUCUCUCUCCGCCUCUGUCCUAUGCUUUGUCUCUCUCUCUCUCUACCUCUGUCCUAUGCUUUGUCUCUCUCUCUCUCUACCUCUGUCCUAUGCUUUGUCUCUCUCUCUCUCUCUCUCCACCUCUGUCCUAUGCUUUGUCUCUCUCUCUCUCUCUCUCUACCUCUGUCCUAUGCUUUGUCUCUCUCUCUCUCUCUCUCUACCUCUGUCCCAUGCUUUGUCUCUCUCUCUCUACCUCUGUCCCAUGCUUUGUCUCUCUCUCUCUCUCUCACCUCUGUCCUAUGCUUUGUCUCUCUCUCUCUCUCUCUACCUCUGUCCUAUGCUUUGUCUCUCUCUCUCUCUCCACCUCUGUCCUAUGCUUUGUCUCUCUCUCUCUCUCUCUCCACCUCUGUCCUAUGCUUUGUCUCUCUCUCUCUCUCUCUCCCUCCCUCCACCUCUGUCCUAUGCUUUGUCUCUCUCUCUCUCCCUCCGCCUCUGUCCUAUGCUUUGUCUCUCUCUCUCUCUCUCUCCGCCUCUGUCCUAUGCUUUGUCUUUCUCUCCGCCUUUGUCCUACCACUUCACUAUCUUUGCCAAGAAGUCAUGACAAUACACAGAUAAUAAAGUAA
Messenger RNA from Acanthosepion pharaonis, 1428 nucleotides. Lineage: Eukaryota; Metazoa; Mollusca; Cephalopoda; Sepiida; Sepiidae. The record is from the annotation of a GenBank genome assembly.